Tripterygium wilfordii is the source of this 2074-nucleotide messenger RNA. RefSeq names its product protein PHYTOCHROME KINASE SUBSTRATE 4-like. Lineage: Eukaryota; Viridiplantae; Streptophyta; Magnoliopsida; Celastrales; Celastraceae. The transcript has a single exon. Bases 280 to 1791 code for a protein of 503 amino acids. Gene Ontology annotation, biological process: phototropism. The record is from RefSeq and is a predicted model, not a curated record.
CUCACGACCUUCCAUUUAUGCUAAGAAUUAUCGCGAUCAAAUUCAUCAUCCAAGCCAACGAUCCGUUGUUUAAGUACAUAAUUUCUUAAGGUCCAAGUAGUUUUUGGGUUCACAGCUUCAUGAUUGGUACAUGUUGGGACACUGUUUGUACCCCUAUAAAUAGCUGCGCACUGCACACCAUAGUAUUUCAGUGCAGUAGAGACAUAUAUGCCUCUGUUUCCUUGUCAAGUUUUUUCCAUUUAGUUUUCAUUCAAAGAAGAAAGAUCAACAACAGUAGUAAUGAAAUCCUUUAAUGGCAGAAAACCAAUCUUGGUUCCUAUAGAACCAGGCUCUCUUCCUUACAUUACCUUCCCACAGAAAACCAACACCAGAGAUGCAGCUUUCUCUUCUUAUCUUCAAACAGAGGAACCAAACCAAGCUCCUGAUGAUUCAGAGAUAAGCAUUUUCGAUGCCCAGAAGUACUUCAACGAAACCACUGUCAAUGACCCGAAACCCAGCAAGAGAGUUUCUCCAAUUAAUGGCGUCAAUCUUGAACGCUUGCCUGACGUUCCCAGAUUUUCCUCUGCUUCUUCUUCUGUGGAUGGAUAUAGAAAUUACAGAGCCGGGUCUGUCAAUGCAACGCCGACUGCUUCUUCAGAGGCUAGUUGGAACAGUCAGACUGGUCUGUUAUCGAAUCCUCCUGGUGCCAUUGCUGUCUCAAUUCGAAACCCUUCAAGUACUGAUAAGAAAACAGGGUCCUCUGUGAAAUGGAUUUUCAGGCGAAAAUGUCCUUGUUCUGGCAAGAAAUCUGUUCAGGUGGAGGAAAAUAUUAGUCCAUCAGAACCCAAAAUCACGAUACCACGACCAACAGAAAUUAUCACUUCCAACCCCAAAACAGAGACUUCCAGUGAAAAUUCUGCUUUGCAGAUUUUGGGGGCGUCAAGAAGGGCAGGCAUGCCAAGUGUUCGACGAAUAUCCGCAGAGAAUCACUUCGCUUCAAACUUGGUCGAACACGAGCCUAUAUUGCCGUCCGGGAGGACCUUCAAUGAUGGUGGUUCUGGGUUCACCUUCCCCAUACUGAGCAACCCAAAGUUGGUAUUAAAUGGUUCGGAUACUCCACCGCUCGAUCAGGACCCACCACGGGAAUCCUUGGAAGUUUUCAAGCCGAAGGACGAACCGGUCUCGAACACCGACUCUGGAAUAAUUUCGCGUCGGAGUUUCACGUUCCCGGCAAGUUCCAACUCGAGAAUGACUCCAACGGACGACGACAUGGCCAGCGAUGCCAGCUCCGACUUGUUCGAAAUCGAGAGUUUCUCCACUCAAACGACGACGUACCCUACUUGCACCCGUCGAGACUCACUCGACGACGCUUCAACCUUCAAUUCCCGAUCAAGAUAUCUGCAGAUCCGCCGAAGUCUGGACGAGCCAGUGACACCGUCGGUGGCACCAACAGAGUGUUACGAGCCAAGCGAGGUCAGCAUUGAUUGGAGCGUAACGACAGCUGAAGGGUUUGAGAGAGCAAGCAUAACAAACUUCUCAGUCACCGCGUCGGAGGCGGAGGAGAUGACAUGGCGCGUACGGAACGGCAGUGGCAGUGGCAGCGGAGGAGGAGGGAAGAAAAAGGCAAAUGGGUUGUUGAGCUGUCGUUGUGAGAAAGCAGUGAGUGUAGGGCCCCACCCAGUGAGGUGUGGGCCCAAUGAAGGACAAAAGAUGGGCCCAAGUGGAAUGGGGAGGCAUGUGAGUAGUAGGGCACCUAGUGUGAAUAAGCCACCCCUUGCUAGCUCUCGCCUGUCUAUUCCUUUUGCAACAUAGAAAAUGGGAGCCAUGCCCAUAUUCGCUCCGAGCAGUAUUACACAUCUCAGUAUUUUUUAUCUCGAUUAUCCUAAAGAAUGAGAUGGAAGCAUACAAUUUCAUAUGAAUCAUGUCGAGCAUAUAGGUUCCACAAUUUAUAUGGAUCAUGUGUAUCUAUUUCGACAUUCCGACAAUUAUGUCAUCUGGUUUUUUUUUGUCUUGAUUGUGUAGUUAACUUUCACUAGCUCAAGCAUUGAGAAGACAAUGUAGCUCUUACACCCCUUUGUUUGGUUCGGUUUAUAAA